Carassius carassius (crucian carp) is the source of this 2252-nucleotide messenger RNA. RefSeq names its product activating transcription factor 6 beta (gene atf6b). Gene Ontology annotation, biological process: endoplasmic reticulum unfolded protein response; regulation of transcription by RNA polymerase II. NCBI's taxonomy places the organism in Eukaryota, Metazoa, Chordata, Actinopteri, Cypriniformes, Cyprinidae. Gene Ontology annotation, cellular component: nucleus. The transcript is spliced from 17 exons. Bases 257 to 2251 code for a protein of 664 amino acids. The record is from RefSeq and is a predicted model, not a curated record. Gene Ontology annotation, molecular function: DNA-binding transcription factor activity, RNA polymerase II-specific; RNA polymerase II cis-regulatory region sequence-specific DNA binding.
GAAAGAGAAAGAGGCGGGUCUUGUUAAGGAAAUGAUUUCCUUGUCUGUGUAUGUCAGUCGAGCGAAUGUGCGGAAUGGCGAGCUAAAACGUUAAACAAAAGCUAUCGGUCAGAUUUAGUGCUCUGCUUCACGGUUUCGGUGCUUCACUGACUGAUGCCUCUUGGGGUAGAAUCGGCCUCGCCUCUGUGAUUCCCACUGAGAGAGAGAGUGAGUGUGUGUGUGUGUGUGUGUGUGUGUCUGUCUGUCUGAGAGAGAGAUGAUGACCACGGAGCUGCUGCUGUCGGAGCUGGACAGCCGCUUCUGCGCCGAUAACCUGCUGACCAGCGCGGACUGGGAUGCCUGUCUGUAUCAGUGUGAGGAUAUGGAGGAGGACUUCACCGGAGAACUGAAGUAUGACACUUCGCUGGACAGUGAUCUGGUCCUCACGCUGGACCCUGAUGACCCCACUUCCCCGUGGAAGAACCUGGAGCACAACUUCACAGGUGAAGUGUCAGUCCUGAAGGAUGACAUGACGAUAACACAACCUCUGCCAGUGGACAUGUUUUUCCAGGUGAAGACCGAACCUCCAUCGCCUGUGUCGUCUCUGACCUCUGACAGCUCCGUCCCAUCUGUCCCCGAGCCUCAGGUGACUGUGAAGAGUGAGAACCCCCCCACUCCACCGCACAUGUGUGGAGACGUGCUGCUGCCACCACUGUCCAGUGUCACCGCCCCACACCAGCCCCGGACCACACAGACACACACUCUCAGCAGCCUCGACACACACUCCACAGGGCUCUCCUCCGCAGCGACGCUGAAGGCCAGCAGUAGCAGUAUUCUGUGCAGUAAGCCUCUGAUCCAGCCCAAACCGGUGUGUGUGGCUCAGAGCAGCAGACCAGCCCCAGCUCUCCUCCUGCAGAGCGUCCCACUCCCCGUCCCAGAUGCACAUGUUAUCUGUCUGUCUCCUGCAGUGGUUCUGUCUCAGUCCGUGUGUCUGGCUUCUGCUCCCGCUGUUGUUAAAAUGGAGCCUCUGUCUCCCAGCAUGCCUCACUGCACCAGCCCCUCAGCCCCGGGCCCCAGCAAACCCAUCAUCCCAGCGUCCAGUCUGCCCGGACACGGCUGCGCAGACAUCAACAUGAAGGUUUUGAAGAGGCAGCAGCGCAUGAUCAAGAACCGGGAGUCAGCCUGCCAGAGCCGCAAGAAGAAGAAGGAGUACCUGCAGAACCUGGAGGCGCAGCUGCGGGAGGCGCAGCAGGAGAACGAGCGUCUGCGCAGGGAGAACCAAGCGCUGCGACUGCGGCUCGCCGGGAGAGAGGCCGCUGAGUCCGGCAGCAACAAGGGAGCGCUGUGUGUGAUGGCUCUGUUCCUCUUCAUCACCUUCGGCCCCGUCAGUUUGAGAGACAGGACGCUGGAAGCUGGACUGCAGGAAGCUGCUCCGCUGACAGGAAGACGUCUGUUGGAGUUUGAGACGUCUCAGGAGCUGAGCCGGAGACGAGCGAGCGAGAGACAGACGGACCGAGAGGAAGAAGAGCGCUGGGGCAAAGGAGAGCUGGACAAGAAAGCUGCUGCCUCGUAUCAGUUCAGGAAUCAGAGCGGUGUGUUCAGUGACGUCAAAGACCUGCUCCUGGAGGACAUAGACCGAUACUUCUCUGACUGCAGACAGUUCAACCGCUCCGAGUCCGUCAGGUUGGCAGAUGAGCUGCGUGGGUGGGUCCAUCGCCAUCAGAUCAACAGGAAGUCUGAUGGAAAGGCCAAGGGGGUGAAGAAGACUAAAAUAGCUCAGAAAGCUCAGCACAGAAAGACGAACUUCUCCAGGUACCUUCCAAUUCAGGCUCAUCGCUCCAUCGAAAGUCAGCUGCAGGUGCUGCCCGGGCCAGAGAUCAGCUACAACGACUUUCUGGACGCUAUCGACCGGCGCGAGGACACUUUCUAUGUGGUGUCAUUCAGACGGGAUCACCUGCUGUUACCCGCCAUCAGCCACAAUAAAACCACUCGGCCCAAGAUGUCUCUGGUCAUGCCUGCCAUGGCCAUCAACGAUUCGGUGUAUAACUCGUCUCAGGGCGGCUAUGAGAUGAUGAUGCAGGUGGACUGUGAGGUGAUGGACACCAGGAUCAUCCCAAUCAAGUCGUCUGUAGUCCCGCCCUCCCUCAGAGCCCCGCCCCCUGCCCCGCCCCCUCACCACCACCGCAACCACAGCUCCCUGCGCAGCCGGCCCCAGCCCCUGCAGAGACGGAGGAGCGCGGGUUACUUCAUCAGCCAGAGCGGCUCCGACUGAG